Messenger RNA from Medicago truncatula (barrel medic), 1497 nucleotides. Its product is annotated as cysteine-rich receptor-like protein kinase 6. Bases 1 to 1497 code for a protein of 498 amino acids. The record is from RefSeq and is a predicted model, not a curated record. The transcript is spliced from 3 exons. Lineage: Eukaryota; Viridiplantae; Streptophyta; Magnoliopsida; Fabales; Fabaceae.
AUGGCUUACUUUAAAAUUAUCUUUUUCUCAAUCCUUAUUCGAUUCCUUUGUUUUGCAACUAUCAAGGCACAGGACUCUAUUUGUUCCUCCAAUGGUACCACAACCAAUAGCACCUACCAAAUCAAUACCAGGACACUCCUCUCUUCCUUAUCAUCAAAAGCCGUCGGCAACACCGAAUUCUACAACACCACAGUCACCACAGGAAACCCCUCUGAUUCUGUCUAUGGAUUGUUCAUGUGCAGGGGUGAUGUCACCUUUCAAAUCUGUGAUGAAUGCAUAGUUAAUGCAACUCAAAAACUUUCCUUAGAUUGCCCAUUAUCCAAACAAGCUGUAAUUUAUUACGAAAAUUGCAUGGUUCGAUACUCCAAUGAGUCUUUCUUUUCCACUGUUUCUACAAGUCCUUGGUAUGCACAGUGUACAUAUGCCAACGUCUCAAACACGAAAAGCUUCAUGCCUUUAUUGUUUUCAACCUGGUACGAAACUGCAGAUGAAGCAGCACGUCCACUUAUUGGAGACAUAAAAAAGAAGUUUGCAACAAAAGAAGCACGAGUUUCGAAAAAUCAGACCCUAUACUGUCUAGCUCAGUGCACGCCAGACUUGUCUCCUAACAAUUGCAGAACCUGUCUCUAUACUGCUAUUGAUCUUCUUCCUCUGUGUGGUUAUGGAAAGGUGGGUGGGAGAUUUCUUUUGCCUAGCUGUAAUGUUAGCCACUGCUUGGUUCGCUAUUCAGAUCAAAAAAUCCUCUCUAACAUUGAAACAAGUCCUAUGUAUAGAGAUAUAAAUAUCACUGAUUACACCACAAACCAAAACUGGUUCACUAGUACCUUAUCGAAUCAGUUAUCUCAACUUGCGAAUGAUACAGGGGACAGUGAUGAAAGAUAUAAGACUAAUUCAUUAAAACUGAAUGAUAAACAAACCUUGUAUAGUCUUGGACAAUGUACGCGAGAUUUGUCUAGUGAGGGUUGCGCUACUUGUCUAAAUAAUGUGAUCACUACAUCAAUUCCAUGGUCAAAUUUGGGUAGUGUUGGGGGAAGAAUUAUCUAUCCUAGCUGCAAUCUGAGGUUUGAAUUGUUCCCUUUUUACAUGGAGGGUGACGAAGCUCAGCCACCUGGGAGUCCACCUUUACCACGAAAUGCAGGUGAAGUCUUUGCUCCAAUUUUACAUGUAUGGAGACAAUGGAUGGAUCAAACACCUUUAAGUAUAUUGGACCCAAAUAUUAAAGAAGAUUAUUCUACAAAUGAAGUCAUUAAGUGCAUUCAGAUUGGUCUAUUAUGUGUUCAAAAUGACCCGAAUGCUAGACCUUCAAUUGUGACAGUUGCUUCUUAUCUUAGCAGUUAUGCAAUUGAUUUACCAACUCCACAAGAACCUGCGUUUUUCUUGCAUGGUAGAACUUAUUCCGACGUUCUUGCACAAGAAUCAAGUUCUACUCAAUCUGCCAAUAGUUCUGCACUUUUCUCAUACAAUCAAAUGUCUGCAAGUACUUUUAUUCCUCGAUAG